Spodoptera litura is the source of this 16519-nucleotide messenger RNA. The record is from RefSeq and is a predicted model, not a curated record. Lineage: Eukaryota; Metazoa; Arthropoda; Insecta; Lepidoptera; Noctuidae.
GUCGAAGCUGGAUUCACUGUCAAUUCGAGAGCCGCGAAGAGUACGCUCGCGUCUAUUACGUGGUGUGUUUAUAGUGAAGUGGAUUUUGUGAUGAGAUUAUCGAAUGUCGUGAAGUGAAAGAUAGUGUUGUUUUAUCAAAAAGUGUAAACUUGUGGGCUGUACAAUGUUUAUGGUUCACUUAUAGUGCAUAAUCAAAAUGUGUGAAUCACGAUUGUGUGCAAAAUUGAUUUAUGCCACGUAGUGACGCGAACGGGUAAUGAUUCCUAAUGUGGAGUUCGAAGCAAGAUGGUUAGAGAGACUCGGCACCUGUGGGUUGGAAAUUUACCCGAUAACAUUCGUGAAGACCGAAUAAGGGAGCACUUCAAACGCUAUGGCCGAGUCCAGAAUGUCAAAUUGUUGGGUCGGGCAGACAACAUUACCACUGGUGUCAAUGCCGGAGGUGCCAGUGGCGUCUGUGCCACAGUUGCCUUUAUGGACAUUAAGUCUGCAUCAAAGGCACAUAAUACGGAACUCGUGCUGGACGAACGCACGCUUACCACCGAGUAUUAUGAGCCAGCUGCGAUACCCUCUGCAGCGGGUGCACCCUCAGCCGGCUCAUCCCCUGCCGGUUCUGGCUACUCAGGUUCUUCGUCCUCCGUGAAUUCUACCCCUGCUCCCGCUUCCGUGUCACGCUACCACCUGUCUGGCGGAGAAGAUAGUUCAAGCAAUACGUGCCCAAUUGCUGCCACUGCUGCGGCGCCAGCUACGUGGCGUGGUACAAAUGACAGCGCCACCGAGUAUUGCCGCCGUGGUAACACGCCCGCCGCGUACGGCAGGUACCAGCGCAACAACUCAACUGCACCUUAUUCCACACCACCCUCUAAUGUUGAAAGAACAACUCCACAUCACCGAUGGUACGCAAAUAGCGAUCGAGUUGCUGGUGCGACAGGCGGUGAAAGUACACCUAGUACACCAGGUGGCGGGACCGAAGGAGGACGUCGGCGCCGUAACUCUGGCUCCGGCUCGUCACGAUCUGACUCGAGUUCUCCCGAACCGAGCGAUACUUCAAGAGCUUCGACGCCAGCCGCACAACCAUCACUCUCUCACCAUACCAACCAUCGGACGCCGCCAUCUUUACAACACCAAUGGGCGUCGACGGCGAGUGGUAGACCUUUGGCUAUCUGUGUGCGAAAUCUACCAACACGAUCUACCGAUAGUUCUUUGAAGGACGGCCUUUACCAUGAAUACAAGAAACAUGGAAAAGUUGUAUGGGUUAAAGUAGUUGGUCAAAACGCCGAUCGUUAUGCGGUGGUGCGAUUUAAAAAGCCAUCCGAUGUGGAGAAGGCCUUGGAAGUAUCACAAGAUAAACUUUUUUUUGGCUGUAAGAUCUCUGUGGCGCCUCAUCAAAGCUGUGAUGAAGAUGCAGAUUCGGCUAAACCUUACGAGACUGAUAUCGAUGAGUACCACCCUAAGGCAACAAGGACGCUAUUUAUUGGUAAUUUAGAAAAAGAUGUAACGCAGCAACAGCUCCGAGACAAAUUCAAACAUUUCGGAAGAAUAAUUGAGAUCGAUAUAAAGAAGGGAAGUAGUGGAGGAGCAGGAUAUGCGUUCUGUCAAUAUGCAUCAAUAUCAAGCGUCGUGGAAGCCAUUCGUGCCAUGGAUGGCGAAAAUGUGGGCGGCUCACGAGUGAAGCUUGGCUUUGGGAAACCUGUUGCCACUACGUGUGUGUGGGUGGAUGGUCUCACGGAGCACACAGAGAAGCAGGUGUUGAGCGCGGUGUCGCGAUGUGGCGGUGCGACGUCAGUGUGCGUGGACCGCGCGGCGGGCGCGGCACUGGUGCACUUCGAGCAGGCCGCGGCCGCCGGGGCCGCCGUCCGCGAGCUGCGCCGCGUUGCCGCCGCCGUCUCCGCCGCCGAGCCCGACCACCCGCGACUCUGUGUAGACUACGCCUCGCGCGAGUGCCAGGAGGCGUUUUAUGAACAAUUGGAAAAGCAUGGCGGAUCGGCGGCGUUGACGGGUUCUGAAAGACUGAGUGGGGAUCUUGCUACUCGUUAUAUGCCGCCAACUCGUCAUGAUCCUGUUCGGUUUGACGGUACUGGUUCACGAUCGAGGGCAUCAAGUUACGGUCGUGCAUCUUCUAGAACCCCGCGUUAUUCUACAUUAGAACAUUAUGAUCCGACUGAUUACGCUGCAGACCGACGGUACAGGGUAUAUGAUGAAGUAGGGUCAAGUCCGCAAGCUGAAGAGACGCCAUACGAAGAAAGGUUACAAUCAGUUGUGGUAUCACCACAUCGCGCGCGACGCCACCGCCGCGAUUCCAGCCCUGAUGACCGAAAACAUUCUAAGGAGAGACAUCGUAGUGUUGGUACUCGACGCUCGCGCUCGGGAUCACGCGGUGGAGAGCGGCACGCUAGCCGGCGCCGGCACCGGAGGCGGCGCGAGGGCUCGGGCUCGCACUCGCGCGCCGGCACGCCGCUGCGGGAUGAGCCCGAUGCCGGGCCCGUGGAGCCGCGCCGGCCGCCGCGCGAGCGCCCGCCGCUGCCAAUGAGCCUGCCGCUGCCCAAGUUCGCCGUGCAGCUCAUGCGCAGCGCGCCCUCCGCGCCGCGCCCCGAGCCCGCGCCCGCGCCUGACUCUCCGCCGCGCCCGCCUUCCGCGUCUUCCUCCAGCGGUGGCUCCGCACCGCACUCGCCCUCCUUGGAGGAGCGAAUCCGCAGCCUGGACGAGAAGCUCAACGGAUCGCGAAUGCUCGCUGAAGCGCCGGAUCGCACCCGACUUCGACACCGCCUGCUCGACGUAGAUAUCAAUGAAGUGAAACCGUCGGAGGUAGUACGAUCGUUACUAGCGAAACGUUCUGUUUUUGACGAAGAUUCCGAGCGACUAGAAGGCGCCGGCCGCGCCCCUAGCCCGGGCAGCAGCCCCCGCAGCCGGCUGGCGGGCGCCACGCCGCGCGCGCUCCGUUACCCGUUCCCGGCACAUCCGCCGCCGCCGGCUCCGCCCGCCGCGCUGCUACCGGGCUCGCUGGAGCUGGAUUCCGAGCUAGCGGAGCACGGCACACUGAAGUUGCCUACGAGCCUGUGCCACGAAAGCCGAGGCCGUCCGCGCACUCCGCCAGCUCCUCCGCCGCCGCCUGAAUCCGAGACUGAACUCGAACGUGACAAUCAGCCCUGUCAUAAUGACAAUUCUUCGCAAUUCGAUAGCGAUACAAAACCCAUUGAAAGGCACACAGAUGAGUAUUAUUCCGCUGACGGUGGGAACGUCUCAUUGAUUACAUCUGGUGGAACAGAAGAUAGUGUUGAUGGUGAAGACAAUGAUCGUAGUCGUGACCGUAGUAAUUAUUCCAUAGCAUCAACAAGCCUUACCAAACAAACGAUCCCUGUACCUUUUAGUGCCGAUUGUGGCCAAACUGCACGCAAUGAUACUGCCCUUCCAAAAAAUGAUGUUCACCGUCAAGAUGAUAAAAUUAAUAGCUCUCUUUCUUUUAAUUUGGAAGAUAAUAGUGCUCGAGAAGUGAUGGAAAUGUUACUGAAACGAGUUGAGUGUAAUGACUCUCAAAAGUGUGAACCACAGUUCGAAAAAAUAUGUAAAUACAACAAAGAAAGUGUAAUUAAAACAGAGCUUCACAAACACGACGAAAGACUAAAGUUAGAUAGCGAAAAUAAAAUAGAUCUUUUUUGUCAUUCUGAUAAACAUAACAGCAGGGAAAUACAAGAAAACCAUAUCACCAAAGAAUUAAUCGAAUUCGAGAUGCAACAAAAUAAUUUGAACUCAGUUAAUUUUAUGAAAACAAAUGUAGAGCUAAAUCACGAUGUGAAAAGUUCCGAAAAGGUUAUCAAAGACAGACAUAAUCACAAUUAUCACAACACAAAACUUGAAAAAGAAAAUAUUCAAUUUGAUAAGUCAUUUGAAAAAGAAAGAAAUACCAACUCUUUAGCAUUAACCGAUAAAAAAAUGGAUUCUGAAAGAAAUCACGAUGAUCGUGUCAGACUAGACCGCGACAAAAUACGACACAGUAAAGAAAAAAUAUUUGACAAAGAAAAGUCUGAGUCUGAAAAGAUAAAAAGCAAUAAAUCUGAAAAACAUGCUGAUAAGGAAAAGAGGCCGAAGGAAGAACAACAUGAAAAAUCUCAAAAUGAUAAAAACAAAAGUGAAAAAGAUGGAGAAAGAAACCAGAAAGAUAAAAGUGAUAAAGAACUUGAAAAGUCUAAACAUAAUGAUGAAAAAUCGUACAGACAUGAUCAUCAUAAAAAAGAUAGAAGUGAUAGAGAAAAAAGAAAGGAAUCCCAAGACACUGAAAACUCCUCGGUCAAAUCAAAGAAAGAUGACAAACAUAAACACGACAGAACAAAGAAGGACCAUGACUCAAGAAGAGAAAGUAAAAAGGAAUCUGAAUCCGUAAAAAAUCGUAAAUCAUCUAGAGAUGAAACUUCGAGGGAGCUUAGUCGCAAAGAUUCUACAGAUUCUUCAACAUCGAGAGCUUCGCACGAAUCUUCCAAACUGAAAGAUUUAGAAAUUGACUCUAAGGACGAUGGAAAAUCAAAAUUAAAACAUAUUGAAUUAUUUGUAAAACAUGAUAAUGAUAAAGAACCUAAAUUAGAUAAUAAAGAAGAAAAGGAUUCUGGAAAUCAUAAAAUUAAAAAUGAUGCAACAUCAGAGCAUAAUAAUACAAAAUUGAAAGCAGAUAGUAGUGAAAAACAAAGACACUAUUCUCUCGACUCUCCAAGCGUAGACAGUAAACGCAAAGAACGACUAAAUUCGUGUUCAAGUUUACCAUCAAAUAUUGGACAUAAGCGAAGAAUGUCAUCACAAGAUAGUAUUGACAUAUUCAAUGAAGAUGUAAAGAAGGGUAGGAAUGAUUCCAAAAUAUCUGAAAGAAGGGACUCUAAAGAGUCUCGCUCCGAAAAUAGGCAUAGAACUACCAAAUUCAGCAAAGGCCAUUUUGCUAAGAUAAUUGAAAGCAAAACGAAAGAUGAUAAAAAGAAUCAGGUAAAACCCCCGGAUGACACUUAUAUCGAAAAAAAUGCUGACCCUAAAGAUACUAAAACAGUAGACAAAAUUAAAUCAUCAAAAAAGAGCCAUGGUGAUGAAACUGAAGACAAACCUGCCCCUGAAGCAAUGAAUGAAGGACUACAGAAUGAUUUAGACUUUUUAGCUACUUUAGAAUUACGCUCUAGUGAAGAAGAUGAGAGACAAAGAGCCCUUCGAAAAGAAAUGAAAGAGAAAAAACGUAUACAGCAAUUACAACAGAUUCAAGAACUUCAGUUACAGCGGGAUGCAUUACAUCCAACUGAGUUUAUGGGAAAAAGUAAAGAUGAAAAGAAACCUAAAUGUGACGAGAAAAAGAAAGAAAUUGCUCGUGAAAAACGAAUGUCAACAGAACGGAAAAGUAGAGAGGACAAAAGUGAUAGCAAUAAACGUAAAAGCCGUAAACCUGUGCAUAGUAGUGAUAGUUCUGAUUCUGAUGAACCUAAAAAGCAUUCAAUUUUUGAUAUCAUUGAUGAUGGGCCUACGUAUAUAUCUAUGUAUGAUAAAGUUAAAGCUCGAUCAUGCAAAAAUAUGCAAAAGCAAGAGGAGGAAAAGCGCCAAGAAAAAAUUAAGGCUAAAUUUAGUCAGUUAAAGCAAAGUAGAGCUAAGCGAGAGGAAAAGAAAAGAUCUAGCUGGGAUGAAGAUAGUGACUCUGAUCAGGACAGAAAGAAAUAUUGUUCUAUGGACAAUUCGUCGGAUGAUGACAUUGUCAUUCACACAAAAAGACGUGAAAAGUCACAUCGAUACGAAUAUGACUCCAGUAAAGCCGAUGAAUAUUUUGAUGGAAACACAAAUGAAGAAGAUCUUCGUAAUAAAUUGUCUCGUAAAAACUCAAGAACUCGUAUUAUGUCCGAUACCUCGGAUGACGAAGCUUCUAAAAGAAGUGUUAGUAAAAGUCCGACUUUUGGUCUGGAUAAUUUGAAAAAAGAAUUACUCUCUGAUUCAGAAUCUACACAAAAAAUUAAAAUAGAGGUAAAAGAAACAAGCGAAAAUAUUAAGAAGAAUUCCUUAUUAAAUUUAUUCGGGAAAAGUGACAGUGAUGAUAGUAAAAUUAAAUUGAACCUUGAAAAUGAUAACGGCUACAAAACUAAUUAUGUUAAAUCUAUGUGUAAUGAUUUUUCAUCUGAAAGCGAAUCUACAUGUAAUAAAAAUUCAUUAGAAAAUCGUAGGAAACAUAAGAAAAAGCAGAAAAAACAUAAAUCAACAUACUCUGAUGACGAAAAAAUUGAUAACAGUGACACCAGCUUGCUGGAAGGAUACAAACAUAAAACUAUUGAUAAACAACGUAGACAUAGCAAUAGAAAAGACAAAAGGAAGGAGAAGUUGCGAGAGAGUAUUGAUACGGACGAUACUCGUGAUGAGAAAAGCAAGAUAAAACGAGAGAAGAAAUCGUCUAAUAACAAUUUUGACGGUGUUACCGAUACCGUCAGUAAUACAAUGAAGAAAGAUGGAAAAAUGGAAGACAUUUUUGGGCCUCUAACUGACGAAUCAGAUGGAGACACUCGAACACAUACAGCUCAUAAAAUGGAGUUUUCUUCACACGAGGCUGAAUCUAAUUUUUCUGUGAAUAACCCAGAAUAUAAAUCGAAAGAGAAAGAUGACCGACGUAAAAAGGAGAAAAAACGCAAAGAAAAUAGAUUUUUCAAAGACGAUGAUAACAGUUUGGAUGUUGACGCUGUUAGUAAAGCAAUAGAGGCACGUCUUUUUGCUGACGCCUUGAUGGACGAUGAUAGUCGUAUCAAAGCAGAAACACUUUCUGAAAGCCUUAAUAAGUUUGAAAAGAAUGAUAUAAAAUAUGCUGAAGGGAAUGUAAUUAGUGAAAUAGUUAAACAUGACAAAAUAAAAAGAGAUUGCAAAGAAAAGAAAAAGAAGAAAAAGAAAAAUAGAGAAGACAGACAAAGUCGUAAAGAACACCAUAAUUAUUAUCAACAAGAAAAGGUUGACAAAGUAGAACAUGAUACAACUGAAAAUGAGGAAAUUUCUACUAAUACGCUAUUACUUGACAUACCAUUACCAAAUGACGUACAAACGGUAAAUUUUGACAAAGUAGAAAAUUGCCAUUCGCAUCUAGGGCCGCAAAGUUUACCUCGAUUAACAGACAGCCCACCGAUUACUAUACAGUCCGACGAAAAUACAGAUUCUAAAAGUAUAGAUUCAAGCAACACUAUAAUAGAUGACAAUAAAAUGGAUUACAUAGAAAGCAAAGAAAUUGAAAUUGAAGAAAUUCCGAUGCCUCCACCUUUUGAAACAAUUGUUACUGAUAUAAGUGAAGUACCAUUACCAAAAGAUCCUCUGCCUAGCAAACUGAACAAUAAUACCGAAGAUUGUUUCUUAUCCAGUCUUAGUAGCGACGGUGACUCUUGUGAAGAUGCAGUGCGUAAUAUUAUUUCUUCAGAAAAAGAAGUUGACAAAACGGAAAAGAUGGACACAAGUUCAGACAUUGUCGAAAUUUCACCAUGUAAAACAGAGAAAAAAUCUGACGAAAAACCUAGGGCUAUUAUAUCUCAAGAGGAGACCGAAGAUGCAGUUGCUGCUUUAUUGGGUGAAAGUUUUGGAGGCAAAGUAAAUACUUUCUCUAGCUGUUACGAAGAAUCUGAAAAUAAUUCAACACAUCAAAAUGAAAUAGAAAUUGCCACAAUAGAAAAUGAAAAUAUUCCGGAAGAGGAUGCUGAAGAAAUGCGACAAGCAGUUCAAAAUUUGAAUGCCAGUGAAAUGGAAAUGAAACCAGAUACUCCUGUAUCAGAUAAUGACUUGUUAUUAAUUGAUACUGACACGGAAGAAAAUGACGAAACAGCUCAGGAUGCUAUAGAAAAGUUGCCUGUUAACAUCAUAGCUACCAACCAAACCUUGCAUGCAAUAACUGAUCAAAAGAAAAAUUUAGAUAGCCCAAAUACUACAAAUCCUGAUACAAAACCAAAUCUGGCGCCUAUUGUUACAACUACUGCGACUGAUACAACUGUUAAAGUAAAAGAGACUGACAUUAAGAUACAAUUGACGAAGAGAGAGAACAUCCAAUUGAUUACAUCAACUGCAACUCCUGUCAUAACCUCGUGGACAUCUGCAAACAAUAAAGUACAGGAACCACAUAUCUUAAAUAUUCAAGGUAGCUCUUUACCAAAUAGAGACAAAAUUGAAAUGAAACCUACUCAUAUAACUGCAAAUAUUGUUCAAAUCAAAACUGGUGCUUCGACACAAAAUGUGCAAAUAAAUAAUAAUUCAACAAGGCCUAUCAUGAGUCAGCCUCGAGUCACAGCUCCAUCAUUUCAAGUUAUUAAUCAAAUGAUUCGUAGUCAAGCUCCUAACAUGCAACCACCGACAAUCAAGAUUCCAGAGCCUCAUGUUUUGUAUCAAAAACCACAGGGAAUUGUUAUUUCCCCUCGUAUGCCCAAUGAUCCGAGACUGCAAAGUCCUAAAGCUAGCUCUCAAAGUGAAACAAUGACGUCGCCUCGUUUGACUAACAUGACAAUUUUAAGUACCUCACCACAAAGUUUGAAUUCAGCGGGAUUGACAUCACCUAAUGCCAUUCCACAAAGAUCGCCUGGUCAAGUGACUGUGGUUCGAAUGCAACAACCUCCUUUGAGUCCAAUUCAAACAAUGCACAUACAACACGGCGCAAGAACAAUGCUGUCACCCAACAGACCCAACUCAGUUUUGGUUCAAACGCAAGGCACACCAAUCCACUUUAACCGCUUGCCUGUCACUCCAGUCUUGACACCGAUAUCUAAACAAAUUAAUAAUGUAAAUAAUUUGAUUCAGCAAAAUAAAGGAAUUGGUGUGACUACAAGUCCUUUAUUACAUCAACAGAAAAUAAUAUCCGGGGAUUGUAGAAAAGCUGACCAAAGGAAUAUUCCUGACAGUCCCAACGAAAAUACUAAAAUAAUAUUAUCUCCAACAAGUUUGCAACAUAGCACGAAUCCUACAGUAAUGGCUCAAAAUCGUUUGAUUUCAAUGCAAAAUGCUAUACACGUUAGUAAUAUGAACACAGUGCACCUCAACAAUAAAGUAGUAAUUAAUACUGUCAGUCAACUAAAUGAGAAGAGGGAGAACCCACCUCAGAAAGCAGACAAAAUUAAUCACAUCCCUUUUGGAUCAACCCCUAUUAUACAUGUUGCUGCAGUUAAUAAUACAACCACUUCUAUAAUACAAGGUAACAAGGCUGCUCAAGGUAAUAUUCAAGAAAUCAACACAAUCAAUAGAAGUCAAGGUUCAAAUGUUAUUCAUUCUUUAGGUUCACAAAGGCUUAUUUCGCCAGUCUCUCUGGGAAACGUUUUGAAAAUAGACACUAAAAAAGGAGCAGCGUCUGUAUUGUCCAUGGCAACUAUUAGACCGCCAUCGAUUUUAACUAAAUUGGGAUUGUGCACUUCGUCGACUAAUACAACUACUAGCGUCACUAACGUGUCACCAUUAUUACUGAAAACUACAUGUUCAACAGGUAGAUUAAACGCUAAAUUUGAUACGGAUAAUAAAAUACUAAAACCGUUGGUUUUGCAAAAUCACAUAAGAGAUAGUGCUAUAAAAGUAGAAGAAAAAUCGGAUCCGAUUAUUACUACGCUUACAGGAUGCGAAGAAAUUGUGAAAGACAAAAAAGAUUUUAAUCCAACACCAAUGACAUCAACUACAGAUGAUAUUUCUAAAUGUGAAACAGACUUUGAAGAAUUAUUGAAAGAUACUACAAAUGAAAUAAAAAUAAGCAAUGAUCCUGAUAAGAAACUUGAAAUAAAUGUUGGUAAAACAGUUACAUUAAUUACGACUAGUAAAGAUACCCACGACACACCUGUAUCAAAAAGUAUGGAUGGUGUGAAAAUUGAGAAUAUAAAUAUAAACCAAACUCCGUUCACACCGAUAGCCGUCAAAAAUGAACAAGAAGACAUCAAUAGUAAUGAAUCUAAGGAAAUCUUUAAUAAAAUUUUAUCCCGACUUGAAAAAGAAUCAAAUCAGGCAACAAUUCCUCCUGAGCCAGAAAUAAAGAAAGAAGGCACUGAUCAACCCAGCAGUAAUGAUAUCAAUAAUAUAACUCCAACACAGGGUGGAAACGAAUUAUUAAAACUUGACAGCAUUAGUAAAACCGAUGAAUCUGACUUCCAUAACUUGUUGUGUGAAGACUCUAAAGCACCUAGCCCAAUAAAAAAUGAUGAAAAUGAUUCCUGGAGUGGUAAAGAUGUGAACUUGGAAUCCGUUAUAAAGAAGGUUGAUUCUCUGUGUAAUGACAAUGUUGAAAUACCUCAAAAAACUGAAGUCAAUGAUGUUGACAAUGAGAUGGAAGUAGACACCAACAAUUCAGAAAAGAUCAUCAAUCAAACACCUCACAUUAUGUCAACAACGUCUAUAACUCAAAUAGAUAAUAUCACUGAGACUAAACCUGCAGAAGAGAGCAUAGUUGAAAAAAUUACACCUGGUACAACUGCUAAAAGAGGUGGCCGUAACGUUAGAGGCCGAAAAAUUGAUAAGAACCAAGAUAGGGUACAGACUCGUCAGAUUUCUAAACCUACGAGGGGAACUACAACUAAACGUGGCAGAGGUAGAGCUAAAGUAGAUAAAAAAAUUAAAGCCAUUGUUACCACGAGUGGCAAUGCGAUGCCUGGAGACGUCUACGAUUUCCAUGAAGAUUCUGGUGACGAAUCCGCUUCAUCACCAAAUAAAACCGAACGCCCUAGGUUGAUUUUAACAAUUAAAAGCCCAAACUCCACACAUUCUACCGUCACAGCAACUUCUACUCUCAGUAUAGCACAAAAAGAACAGAUCAAGUUAAAUGACAAAAAUAAGGAUGAGAAAAAUGAAGAGUUUGUUUCACCAUCACCAAAUACUCGCAAAUCUCGGAGGCUUCAAGAGAAAGACGUUCAGAGGAGCACGGUAGACGAUGUAAUUGAAGACGUCAUAAAAGGCCCUAGAGCUGGAAAAGAAUCAAAUAAAAAGAGGCCUACGAGACAGGCUGCUGUAAAAGCUACUCAAGAAAAGGUUUCUGACACUCGUAAAUCACCUCGGGGCGCUAAACGAACUAGGGAUAGGAGUCUAUCGGAUGCCUCUGUCGACAGUGGCGAUGAACGGAGCCUUAGGGAUUGUAUGCGAGACCCAAAAACUCCACGUCUCGACGAACAAACUCCCGAACCCGAGCCUGAACCAGCUACUGCCCCAAGAAGUGCCCCGCCUGCAGCACAGGUUGCACCCACAGUCGUCGGACCUCAACCUGCGCCGGCGCAGUCACCCGUACACUCUGCGCCGGUCGCACCGCUCGCAGCCGCCGCAGCACAUGUACCUCAUGUACCCCACGUACCUCACGUGCCCCACGUACCCCACGUGCCCCACGUAACCCACCUACCCCACGUACCCCACGUACCCCACGCGCCCCAUGUGUCCCACGCGCCCAACGCGAACCUUACGCCGCUCGCUGCUCAUGCGCCACAUGCGCCUCAAGCCCCACAAGCGCCACCUACUACUUCUACGCCCAUAACUAAACCACCAAAAAAGAUGAUUUCGGAGAUCAGCGCCAAGCUAGCGGGAGCUUUCGAAGCGGUCGCGAGCCACAGUUCGAACGCGUGUGUGGACUCGCUGCAGAUGCUGCUCCGGCGCUACCCGGUGAUGUGGCAGGGUUUGCUGGCGUUAAAAAACGAUUCCGCUGCCGUUCAAAUGCACUUUGUGGGCGGCAACCCCGGCGUAGCGGGCGACACGUUAUCGCGACACGCAGACGGCUCCACGCCGCUACUGCGGAUCGCUCAGCGUAUGCGAUUAGAGCAACCGCAACUGGAGCAAGUACAUCGCAAGAUGAAGAUGGAAAACGAGCACUGCAUGCUUUUAGCCUUGCCGUGUGGUCGCGAUCACAUGGACGUAUUACAGCAGUCGACAAAUCUGACCGCAGGAUUUAUUACUUAUCUACAGAAGAAACAAGCUGCAGGAAUUGUUAACAUUGCACCUCCCGGACACCACCAGGCUAUGUUUACCGUUCACAUCUUCCCGUCUUGCGAAUUUGCCAACGAGAACUUAAACCGCAUUGCACCAGACCUGAUGCAUCGUGUUGCAGACAUCGCACAUUUACUUAUUGUCAUAGCUACCGUUUGAGGUAUGCUACAUACUUAUACAUUUUAUCUAAUUGACAAGCUAAUUUUUAUGCAUAUGAUAUGCUUGUGGACCUCUUGUCCUGACGACCUUAUGGACACACUCUGGAUUUGACACGUUAUUCUUAAAUCUAUAAUAUGGCUUCAAUAUUAUGUGGAUAAAGACGACGUCAUCGAUAUAGUCGAUUCGAUUUUAAGAAAGCAUUGUAAAUACGGCCAGGUUGUGAAAUUUUUAUCUUCAUUUUUAUCGUAGCAAUAGAUCGACCUGGUAGAAUAAUUAUAAUGAAAAAUAGAUUUUUCGUCAUCUUCACGAUGGCAAGAGUCUGUAGGAAUUGAGUUGUAAUACCUCUGAGAAAGCGAACUCUCUUUGUGGUAAUGUCAGUUUAUUUAUUGUAAUCGCGUAAAGUGGCGCGGGCCCCCCCACGCGCCUGUAUAAAGUCUCACAUAGAUAAGCAGCCGUCAUUUAUUUAAGUGCUAGUUUGUAAGUCAUAGCUUAUUUGUAAAAUACUUUUGUUAUGGUCGACUGGGUUCGACGAUAUUCGGAGUUUAAAUUUUUAAAAAAUAAAGAUAGAUGGCAAAGUCAGUUGAUAAAGUAUAUUUAAUUUUGGGUUCCGAUUAGAUGAGUGGCAAUCUAUCGAGCAUUUUUAUUGUUAGUGUAAAUUGUUAUUUUGUUUUAAGCGAAUUAGGUCUAAAAUAAUUUAAAUUCUGUAAAUAUCGAAUCUAUCCGUACUAAAGUUGAUUUCGCUUAGGUCAUUACGGUAGGUAAUGGAAAACUCAUGAAUACUGGGUCGAAUGAUAACUGUUUACAUGUAAAAAUAUGAUUAAGUAAUUAAGUUAUAUAGUAAGGGAAAAUACAUGUGGAAAAUAAACUGUGAUUCUGACUUUUUAAUGUAGACUGUAGGUAGCCCUAUUUUAUGGAGCAUAGAGUGCAGUGUGCGAUUAAGUGAAAGCACGCCAGUGGCGCAAAUGGCCUCGCCUUUAGCGAUAUCAGAAUUAAUAUUCAAUAAUGUUGAAAGUAAUUUUUCUAAUAUUGUGUACAACAAUGUGGAAUGGUUAUUGUUCGGCGUUAAACUAGAACUGCAUUGUUGAUACGCACUGUCGUGGUCAGGGAUACGCAUCUUAUGAUUGUCCAAAUUAAUAAAUUACAAUAGUUCACUGGAUUUCGUAUUGUUUUACUUUAAUACCGAAUGCGUGUGUCAGUAUGACUAUACGUUAUUUCCAAAUGUCAGAUUAUGUUAUCCAUUGUUUUUUUUUCUAUAAUAUUAAUCAUUAAAGACUUUGCAUACGUAUUAAAAAUUUCAUUCAAAUCAAAGUAUAAAAUAUAGAUUACUGAACACAAUGUAGGUGAUAUGUAUCUGAAUAUCGCCAUUUAAAACAUACAGGCAAUCCCAGCGAUUAUGGUUUGUUUAUCAGCAUGGUUUCUUACUUUGUAACGGUAAAAGCGUCGUGUAUCCAAAGAACUGAGGGCCUAGUACGAGUUUGUUUUCCAUUUAAAAAUGCUACCGCAUUUAGCCCUCUGAUUGGUUGGUUCGUUGAAGCAGGCCAAUCAGAGCGUCGAACGCGGUAACGUUUCGAUCUCUUUAAACGUAAAUCAUACUCGUCCUAAGCUGUACUCUCUACUGUUACAAAGUGAGACACAACUCGCAAUGCGUGGCGAUGUUCAAACAGACGAAUGCGUGGUACUGUAGUCAUAUUUACAUUAAAUUACUCACUUGACAUUCCCAUGGGAUUUAGGAGAUUCUAAACAUUCAUGAUCAGCGUUUUUAAUAAUGUUGCUGACUUUGAUUUUUUUUACAACGGUUUCAUAAUUUACUUCUGGCUCUUAUUUUUAAGUGGUUUAUGAAACUGUUCCCUAACAAAAUUUGACAAGUGCGAGUUUAAAUACUGAGACGCAGCCAAAUGUUUUUGAUAAGUAUGACAUGAGUGUUUGUCUGCAGUUUCAUAUUAUAGUAUUUUAUUUACAUUCAUAUCAUAAAGUUCUUAUAAAGAAAAAUGUCUAAAAGUAAAAAAACACAAUUCGUAUACACUUUGGUUGAUUGAAAGUGUGUAUAAAUAACAUUCUGAUAAGAAAAUUGUAGCAUAAAAUCAUACAUUUUUCAGUUUAUAUUUUUUUAUUGAGAGCUUUAUGGUUCAGUGUAGAGAAAAUUGUUUAUUUGUAUGUUCUUUUUUCGAUUCAAGUAAAUUAUGAUAAAGAAUAGAAUGAGGGUCGCGCAUUCUUACGGUUUGGAUGGUAAGGUGGUGCGGUGCGCCGUGCCUGCCACACAGUGUCUCGGGAUCUCAUUGCUGCUUUAAUUGCGGGCCGCCGCUCAGGUUAUUCUCUACUUGUACUCGCCAUCCUCAUUUGCCGCUGUUUAUUCGCUUUUUACAAUCGGCGAUUCUUGUAAGGGUAUUGACAGUGCGUCGUAAUAAAAAGUUUGACAUGAUAACUUUCCGAUAACUUAAACUAACAAUAUUGUACUUCUCAUAAUUUAAGUUGUAGUAGUAGCGCCAUUGAUUCGAUUAGCUGGCAUCUUGCAAAACUUGCAUUAUUAUUAUAGUUAAGAUAAUGGUGCGACUGUGCUGUCGUACGUAAAAUAAAGUACAAAAUAUUUUAUGUAUUGUAAUUUUAUAAAGUACGAUAUAAAUUUAUAGCACAGGUAAUGUUAUUACGUAUAUUCUUUUUAAGGUUUAUAACUAGAAUGUAUAAAAUAUUAAUAAUUGUAUUGUUUGUCAUAUUUCCGUCGCAAACAGUUCUUAACUUGGCUAGGAGGAACACUAACGAACUCAUCACUUCGUCCAUUAAUUUUAAAAUAUCUAUAAUUUUACUAGCAAGCAGAUGCCCAAUGAUGUACACUCUUAAAAUCUUAUUUGAACUCCUUAUGAAGGAGGUUAAUGUAAAUAAGUCUUCGUGAAUUAUAGUGAUAUAAUAUGACGGUAUUUAGACACGCUAUUGAAAAAAUUACGGUACCUUUAAGUAACAUGAGAAUUAUAAAUUACUAAUUUAUUGCGGUGAAAGUAUUUACUUUUUUUUGUAACUGGGGUGUAGUUAUUUUCUAAGCUAUAAUGAAUAACUAAAUAAUAUGCUGUAAUUUAUUGUUUAAAUUUAUUAUUUACUGCCUGACAUUUGUUUUAAUCGUACCCAUUUUUGUUUAAUUUAAACUAUCGAUAAUUUUUGCCUAGUGAAUAAUUACAUCCUGAGCGUUAUGCUAAAAUUGUCAAUUAUUAAUAAUAUGUAUCGGAAUACUCACCUGUUCCGGAAAUAUUAUAAUAUUUUUUUUAUUCCACGAAAUUUUACAUUUGCAAACUAAACUGCAUGUGAGAAGUAUAAUAUAGUUCUGUUUUUUUCUAUUGAAGCCAGCCUCAAAGUGGUCCCACUUCGUAGUGUCUUCAACCUGGAUUGUUGAGGACACCGCGACGUCGGGCUCUUUACUUUUACUUGAGAAUGUUUAAUUCUAUUCUUAAGGAUGUGAAGUGGUUUGAUGAGGAUGGAACGUUUAGUAACUUCGGGUGUUCUUCGCUUGCGACUGUUGCUGGUGUGUGAGAUGAUAGUUUAAAUAUUUGUAAAAUAACAUUUGAUCUCAAGUGUGCAGCAAAAGUGAAAGUGAGUUAGAUUGUUGUAGAGCAACAGUCGCGGGCGGACAAAUCCCGAUGCCAGUGUGCUCGAUGUUGGUUUGGUUCUAACAGAGCGUACGUAUAGAAAAAAAUAUUGUGAUCAUAAUUAUAUUAUAGUUUUAAAGCUAGUUUGUAGAAAUAACUGUAUAUUUUGUACAUAUUGAAAAUAGUAUUGUAUCUUUACUUCCCUUAUCCAAACAACCCAGAAUCCUGUGUGUUAUGUACCUCCUACCUACCAAUACUAUUAAAAAAAUAUUACAUAAAAAUCUCUUUGUUGUUAUUUACUGUCCAAGUGCGUUAUGACUUUGACAAUGUUGUAUACCUGUAAAAAUAAGAUAAUUCACCCGAAGAUAAUACGAUUAUUACAAAAUUUGGCGGCUGGAGGUGAAACAGCUUGUGUCAGAUUUUCUGCUCAAUUCACUUAUCUAUGAUGACACUUCCAGCAGCAGUACACGUCUCCACUCUAAACAGGCAUAGAUUGGUGACUUGUUUGUUCCAGUUCCAGGGAUUGCCUGGCUUGAUAAGAUAUGCUUCAACUUGGCCUUAUUGUGCACUGUAGCCAAAGCAAGAUGAAAACAGUGACAGCGACUUAUCCCUGGAGUAUUUGGUUGCAAUAUGAGUUGCGAAUUCCCUAAUAUCCCCCCGAUGUUAUAUUAUUUAUAUCUAUGUAAUGUUUCCCAACAUAACUUAUUGGUGACUGACACGUCUAUAUGAUUUAAAAGUAAUUGUAAUAAAGAUAUCUAAUUUCUUGGGAAGACCAAGUUUAUGGGAAUGACCGGAUUUCAUUAUGUUUAGUAUGGAGCUUAUGUCAAAAUUCUAUGCCAAUUUCAGUAAAUCUUUCAGUGGAAGUCCAUCAUCGACUUAUCUAUUUUAAGUGA